AUGUCAACUUAUGGCAAACUGAGGUCCCAUGGCCUCCACAGAGCAUGGCAGAGAGUUGGAAGAGGCAGCCACAGUGAGAAAGCUGGUACCUCAAAACCCAUUGCGGACCGGUCAAAGCCACAGACCAGCUGGCUGGAAACGGAGACGUGCACGACCUCGUCUGUCCCACAAGGGGCCCAUGCCGUUCUAGAGCAAGACACUUCAUUGAGCGCCCUCCCCAGGCUCUGA
This is a messenger RNA of Knipowitschia caucasica, 228 nucleotides long. Lineage: Eukaryota; Metazoa; Chordata; Actinopteri; Gobiiformes; Gobiidae. The record is from the annotation of a GenBank genome assembly.